This is a messenger RNA of Rhipicephalus microplus (southern cattle tick), 1059 nucleotides long. RefSeq names its product hsp70-binding protein 1-like. Lineage: Eukaryota; Metazoa; Arthropoda; Arachnida; Ixodida; Ixodidae. Gene Ontology annotation, molecular function: adenyl-nucleotide exchange factor activity. Gene Ontology annotation, cellular component: endoplasmic reticulum. The record is from RefSeq and is a predicted model, not a curated record.
AUGGCUGAGGACCUAGAGCGACGGCAGUCCAGGGAGAUGGCCGUCGCCGACCCGCAGAGGCUGGACACGGGCCGCAUCCGCUGGCUGAGCCGGGCCAUGGAGGAGCUGCUGGUGAACCCGUACGAAGACAUGCGGCGCAGCUUGCAGAACAUCCGCGAGUGCCUGCUCGAGUCGCGCAACAUCGGCCGCGUGCUCGUCGCCUGCAUCGCCAACGUGCAGCAGUACAUCGACGUGGUCGAUUACGCCAAGGACUUCGAGAGGAUGGGUGGCUUCCAGGUGUUCCCCGAUCUUCUCGACUACCCCAGCUCCUUGGUUCGCGUGGAGGCUUGCGCGCUGAUCGCCGAGCUCGUGCAGAACAACCCGCACUGCCAGCGAGCGGCAUUGCUGAGCGCACGCCGGCUGAUGCGCUUGCUGGACUCCGACGCGGACGACGAGGUGCGCUGCAAGGCCCUGUACGCCCUGUCUUGCAUGGUGCGGCAGAACAGGGACGGCUACGCAAACUUCGAGAAGCUCGGAGGUCCGGCCGUGUUGCGGAGGACCCUCUUCGAAACCUCCAACAGGCGUCUGAAGACCAAGGCCAGCUUCCUCGUGGCAUCGCUGUGCGCCCAGGAGGACAGCUUCCGCGCCAAGCUCGCCGACUCGGAGUUCGCGCGCGACACGGUCGACCUGCUGCCGCGCGUCGACGGAGACUGCCGGCAGUUCCUGCUCAGCGCCCUGCUCUCUCUGGCCACGCACAGUGUCCAGCCGCUGCUGAGCGAACUGCCCUCGGUCAAGGAAGCCCUGGUCGCCAUGCUGGCCGGCUUCAUCCACGAGCACCGCGACGUAGCGCAGUUUCGGGAGGAAGUGCAGUAUUCCACCGAGAUACUGGAACUCAUGAAGGACCGCAGUCCCGAGCGCGCUCCCCUGACUACGUCUGCACAGCCCACUUGGAAAUUAGCGCCAGGUCCAGGCGCACGGCUCCGAGAUGCUGACUGCGACCAGGAGCGGCGCUGGAAGCGAGGCCGCGACCGAGACCAGGACCGAGAUCUCGACCAGGCUCCUUUCCGGGCUUCCGGGUAG